Messenger RNA from Pocillopora meandrina, 5229 nucleotides. The record is from the annotation of a GenBank genome assembly. Lineage: Eukaryota; Metazoa; Cnidaria; Anthozoa; Scleractinia; Pocilloporidae.
AUGGCUUCAUGCGGUAUGAGUGUUAUUUCACGCGCCAAUUCCUUGGCUCUUCAAGGUUACAAGCACUGUUGUCAUGUAAUGUUACAUUCGCCUGUGGAAGAAAAGCUUUUUGGCUUUUAUCCACUGAAACAGGCUGUCCUGGUAAGUACCAGUUAGUCAUGCUUGUACCCUUUAGUCUUCAUUCAGUACAGAAGUUAAUGAAAAUAUGAUUUCACCUGCAAAGUAGUAAUGGAAAGAUCUCUUUAUCGCUAACUAAUGUUUUUUAGAGCAAAUCAGGCGUAUGCAUGAACACUUGACUGAUAUUGUGGACUUAGGUUUGAAAGAACACUGUUCAUCGACUGAUAAAAGGAUACGCCAGUUACGUCCAUUAUUAUACGUUAAAUUUACUCUGACUCUGGUCGACAACAUUCAAUCGAUAUACAUUAUAUACAUUAGAAUCACUCUGAGUACUCUGAUUGGUGGAGAGCAUACAGUCAACAUACAAUAGCGUGUGAAGUUGACAUAAUAAUCCAAUUUGUGAUAUAAACUACGGUGUUCUACAAGGAUUUCCAGUCCUGAGAAAAGCCGUGACAACACACGUGAUAAAAUACUGUAUAUUGUUAUAUGUGUUUGGUAUCACCAAUCAGCUGCUGUCACAUUACUUGCCUUUGGCGCCUUUUGGUCAGGUUGAUGAAUGAAUGGCAAAGCCUUUACCAUUCUCAAUCUAUUGUUGUUUGUCAGCAUUUUUUUGGAUUAUGGCUGCUAAACACUCAAAUUUGUCUAUUGCUUUCAGACAGCGAUGUUCAAACUUUCCAGAAGGGGAAGAAAAUCAAAAUACAAAAAGUAAAACGGAAAGUUAUGUAUUUAGUGGCUAAAUUGGUGAAGGCAUUUCUUGUAGCUGAGAAUGAAAGUCAGCAACGAAAAGAUUUGCCACAGGCCGAUUUUUUGUCAUGUACUUGAAGGAUUUAUUCAGUCAGUAAGAACCUAUUGAAUAACUCAGAAUUUUGUUGAUUGAAAAUUAGGCCCAUUGUUUGUUUUUGUAGUGAUUUAAUGUAUGUUUACACUGUGAGUGUACCAAUGCACUUUACAAUUGUUAUUUGGAGUGUUGAUCCUUUUGUUUUGAUUCAUUAAUAAGGUUGACUUUUCUCUUCAGUAAAAAACUAUUGUGUUCAUAUGAUAAACAAAAUAAUACAUGUAGAUGCUUGUAGAUAUGAAAUUUCUCUUCUCAUGUUCAACUCGACAUUUCACGCGUGAGCUAUUGGGUUAAACUUUUGAUGAGGAAUUCCAUAUCUAUGCACACCCAUGUAUUAUUCUCUAUAUCUGCAGCAGGGUCAUCAUGUUGACUACAAAAUCUGCCUAGUUUUCUAGCCCCACGUCUGUGUAGUGUUCUCAAACUUUCUGAAAACUCAGAGAGAAAGUAUCUCGUCAGUAUCUGUUAUGUUACUUACUAACUGGGAGGUUCAUAGUAGAAAAACUGUGUUGGUGGUCUUGAAUACCCAUCAAGAGCUGUACUCAAGACACAGGGUACACUUUUUUUCCAAAAUGGUUUGACUCAUGAAAGAACUCAAAACUUUGCUCAACUUUUUACAACAAAAAAAAAAAUUGUUUUGGAGAAUUCAGAUAUUCAAUGAAUGAAAGAAACAUUGAUUAAUUCAUUGUAAAUAAAUAGCUGACAUUUUUGACUUCCUGAGUGACAUUUUUUGAAGGAUUAUUAGACAAAGAAUAGUUCUUGGAUAUUAUGUCAACCCAUGUAAUGACACAUUUGCUAUUGACAAAUUCAUUCCAAACUAAUUUUCCUUGGGAAGGAUAUUUUGAAUCCUUUUGAUAAGGUGUUGUAGCUUGGUUCAGCUAUUUCAGUUCUGGUUUGGGUAAACAUGUAGUUUAUUUUAAGUUGAGCUCUUUCAGCAAAUUUCUGCCUUUAUCUAUUGCAUUAUUCACAUUAUUACUCUGAAGUAACAUAACGUAUAUGUGCCAGUUGGCAGAAUUAUGGGUGGACUGGUGAGGGAAAAAUGAUGCAGAUUCUUGCUUUGGGAGUUUACAUUUACAUGUAAAUGUGGAGAUGUUAAUUUUGGAAUUUUUGAAUAAUGGCAAUGGAUAUUUUGUAGGAGGGAGAAUAUCCAACACUCUUACGAAUGCUUUUUAAGAUGUGUUACAUAAGCUCAUGAACUAGCAGACCUUAAAAUCAUUUAUUUUUGAAGAUAUCAACAUAUAAUCAGAAACUAAAUGGGUGAAAUAUUACCAUGUUAAGCUCACUUGUGGCUGGGGUAGAUUUCUUUCAACAAAAAUGAUUGACAGCAAAAGUUCCUAUUGUGAAUUUUGGAUGAUCCUUUCAAUCUUUCCUAGCGUAGUUUGUCAGUUAGUGUAAUUUCUUGCCAAUGAUGCAAAACCUGAGUUUUUGUCUAACUAUUUUUGCAAAGAUUAAAGUAUUAUGGGAAGUUUGAUUUUUUUGUAGUGGAAUACUGAUGCCACCACAAUAAGAUUUUGCUGUCAAUUAGACAUUUAUGAAUUUUUUGGAAGAGCUGCCUCAUUUAUUGAAGCAAUCUACUAUUAGUCAAAUUUUUAGCUACUGUUUGCUCUUUACCUUCUCCAAAGUGAAUAGUGCAUGGCUGAUAACCUCUUUGCGAGCCAAUCAGCUCUAGAAAAAAAAAUUCACUAGUAAGGUAAGUAGUAAGGAAAAAUAGAUUAAUAAAAAUAAAUAAAAUGAUUAAUGACAUCACCAGAAUAGAAAUGUGCUUGCAACUGGUAUCUUCAACAGGGCAGGGUGCUUUGUGACUCCUGCUCCCGUGAACAAAGUAGUAAUGAGCAGUUGCAAAAUAGAAAUACAAUUCUGGUGUGAGAGCUUAACUACUUGAAGUCCUCUAUUUCAACUUAAAAAUUGGUGGGUUUACGGCUCGUCAGAUUUGUCAGAACUCAACAGUCAGGUUAUUUUUGUAUUUCCUCAGAUGCAGCUUCGUUUUGAUGGCCGAAUGGGAUUUCCUGGAGGAUUUGUGGACGAUUUUGAAGAUCUAGAGACUGCCAUUAAUAGAGAGGUCGUAGAAGAGCUUGGAGAAACAACAAAUCCCGUCAAGAUUACUAAAGAAAACUAUGUGAUCUCUCAUUUGUAUGAGGAGUAUGUGUCAGAACUGGACAUCACAAAGAAACUUUGUCUUCACUUCUUUGCCAAAAAUGUUCCAUUAGAACAAUUCUUAGAACUUGAGACAAGGAAACAAGGGGCACCGUAUUUAGGUUAUGAGGUUUGUCAGUCUUUCUUUUGAACUCCACCCUAUACACACAACAAUUAAUGCUGAAACAUUUUUCAAGUUUAGAAGUAGUAUUAUUUUUUUGAAAACUUAUUGUAUUAUUAUUAUUUAACUCCAGGCCUGGGUUGUUUGAAGCGUGGACGAUGAUAUCCAUUGGAUGAAUCUCUAUCCGGUGGAUAACGCACUAUGUUUUGUGAACACUUUCUGUUGAAUAGCGAUUUAUCCGCUGGAUAGCGUUAUCCGCCCUUAAUACAACUAGACUCAGCAGUCCAUUGCAAAAGAUUUAUGUUUUUCACGUUAGAUAUCUUAGUUACAAUGUCCAUCUUUUAUGUGCUUCAAACAAAGGAUUCAUUAACCUGUCAGCUCUCAAGAUCCAAUGUAGUAAUUCUUCUUGCCUCUCUUUUGUUAUAUCAAGAUAACGCCCUUUGGUGGACAGAUUUGUGUGUUUUAUUCACAUUCAGAAGAUAUUGUACGAUGUUGUAAUUUAGGAGAGGUUAAUUUUAAUCUUUUUUAGAGGCAAAAAGGUAAACUCAGUGGAAGUAGUCACAAGAAAUUUAUCCCAAGAUUUUAGUAAAUCAUUCCAGCAAGAAAAAGUCUCUUAUCGUUUUUACUGUAGUUUCGUAGACGGCAGAAAUUUCACUGUUUCCCUUUCAACGGAAUACUUAAGUGAGAGACACAGCAUUGUUUAAUGGCUGUCACGUUUGACUCUGGAUAAAGAGAUUGAGAGUCAAUCCUUAACUAUCAGGGUCGUGUCCUAUCGUGGAGGAAAAAGAAUGAAUUCUCGCUAAGCAUUUCUUACCAGGAGAUCAUAAAUCUAAAAUGUUUUCCGGUGCAUUGACAGGGUCAGAUAAGAGAGACGUGAGGAAAUGUGCACAUUCCGCUGUAACUUGUCUGUACCUAUACGACCAAAGUCAUGAUCUGAAAAAUUUUAUGGUGAUUUUUAAAGAAAGCGCAUUUCUCUGUCAAGUUUAUUAUUUUCUUAAUCGGCGAAGGUUUCUUCUGUUGUGCAUUUACACCAGAAAUAGUUUUGAAGUUCACCUCUCCCGGGAGGAUGUUAUCCCCGAAAAAUAUUCACACCAUGAAAAACUGGUGCAACUAGCUCGUACGCGCGGCAUUUCAAGUUCGCUUUACUUAUGUUCGGAUCGUGACAAAAAAAAGACAUUGAGACAUGUUUCUCUCUUACAAAGCAUUUUCUCGAACUUGUAGUGUUUGAGUUUCAAAUUACUCGGUGAGAAUAUAUAUGCAGAUCUUCCGAUUGAGUGCGAUGUUUGUUAUUAUUGUACUGUGAAUUCAAACCUUCCUUAUUUGUCUGUUGAUAGGUCCUCGGGCUGGUUCGCUGUCCAGUGUACAUCUUGAGAGACAAACGAGGAGGGCUUCCGUCAUUUCUAAGACACGACUUUGUAGGAAACUCCCGACAACAGCUGUUAAUCGGCUUGGAACACGAAGGGAUAUUAACUCCAGAGGAGAUCAAGGAAGUUGUGCAACUCUCUCAAUCAAUUCCAGCGUCGGCGGCUAAAUUGUGACAGUAACAGUGUUUGAUAUUGCCGGGGAAGUACAGGUAUGUGGAACUAAUUUCAGAAGAUAACGGCAGUUGAUAGUGCCAAUUGCUUUUCUGAGGAGGAGUGGACAUGCAAUCGAUUCUGGGCUUGAUGCGUGGGUGAAGGCUGGAAGUUUCGAUAAAACCUUGUGAAAAUGGACGUUUAUCCUGGUCCAUUUUUAAGUUUGCGAGCUUAAUAAACGAUAUUCCACAGCCGCUUUGGAAAAGAUGCAAAUGUAAUCGCAAAGCACGUUUUUAUCACGAACGAACAGCGUUUUACGGAAGAACAAUGGCCGUUUUACUCAUACGAUUCGACUCACAGGACGAAUUUCAGUGAACACUAAUAUUAGUUAGAUUAUUAUUUUUUACUAUUGUGAUGAUGAUAUUAUUAUUGUUAUUAUUGUAAUAUAACCGUGUGUAUAUUCCAAAUGCAAAUGAUACUUGCAAAAGCUUUUUAAAGUUUCCCGCAGGCAA